Molecule: messenger RNA, 983 nt
Organism: Coffea arabica (coffee)
Lineage: Eukaryota; Viridiplantae; Streptophyta; Magnoliopsida; Gentianales; Rubiaceae
Source: RefSeq, a predicted model, not a curated record
AUUCCCACAUGACCCACUCUUCCUCUCAAUUUUCUAGCAUUGACCCUGAUCUUGAUUCACGCUUUCUAGCCCUGAAAAAACCCCAUCAAUCAAAAUCAAAUUCAAAAUCAAUAUCAAAAUCAAAGCUUGAUGAUACAGCAGGCACAACCCAGAAAAACCCAGAAAAGGUUUUGCAAAAUAUCGAUGAAAGUGAUGAUCUUUUUGCAAGAUUUGCUGCUCUCAAGAGUUCUCUUCCUUCGUAUAAUACUUCUGUUAGAGAUGGUCAAGUGCAGCAGCAGCAGCAGUUGAUGGAUGAUGAUGGUGCUGGAGAAGAAGAUGAAGUGGAGAAGGUAAUUAAGUGGGCUAUUGAUGCUGCUAGGCUUGACCCUUCUCCUCCCUCUAAUUCUAAUGAUGAUGCUGCUAGUGAUGCUGAUGAUGUUAGUGAUGAUGAGGUGGAUGAUGGUCAUGGUGUUGAUGCGGGAAAAAGAGUAAAGGGAAAUGAUGAGUCACCAUGGAACGGACAUGUUGUCAUAGGAUUUCGCUGAAAUCUCACAGCUCUUGGAGAGCAUUGCUAUUUCCAAUCUGUUUUGUGGUGAUUCCUUAGAACUGUCAUAUCCAACAUCGACUACUGAAUGAAGCAGUAUUUCAUCAUGCAAAACCAUCCUGGCAAAGUUGUGGAUAGUGACCAUUGGCCUCUUGCUGGUCGUCGUCUGCUGGAUCAAGAUACCAAAACUGUAGACAGCCCAACUCCUUGAUGGCUCUGUUCCUGGUCCAUAUUCAGGCAUCUUUCAAGAAUUUGCAACCUUAGCUUUGUAGAAUUUGAUAGUGAAAGUGGAAGAGCUCCAGUAAAGUUGUUGCUUCCAAGCUGAUAAAGAUGAAGAUGGGGAAGCACGAGCACAAAGCCUGAUGGAAGUUCUCCACCAUGUUAAUGGAUGAUGGGCAUAUACCUGAUAGAUUGUUGCUGCAGAAUGUUAGGAAUCUUAAUUUUCUCAGUGCAUCUGGAG